This is a messenger RNA of Emiliania huxleyi CCMP1516, 3061 nucleotides long. Its product is annotated as cell division cycle protein 48. The record is from RefSeq and is a predicted model, not a curated record. Bases 26 to 2683 code for a protein of 885 amino acids. Gene Ontology annotation, biological process: autophagosome maturation; retrograde protein transport, ER to cytosol; mitotic spindle disassembly. The transcript has 8 exons. Gene Ontology annotation, cellular component: nucleus; VCP-NPL4-UFD1 AAA ATPase complex; cytosol. Lineage: Eukaryota; Haptophyta; Isochrysidales; Noelaerhabdaceae. Gene Ontology annotation, molecular function: polyubiquitin modification-dependent protein binding; ATP binding; ATP hydrolysis activity.
CGUGUCGAGCAUUGGCGUGUGUGCGAUGAGAGAAGAGAGGAGAGGGACGCGGCUGCUGCCGCCGCUGCUGCUGCUCGCCGCGCUCGUCUGCGCGCACGCUCGCUCCGCGGUGGUGGGGUCGCCGCCGCGGCGCGCAUCGAGGGCGUCCGCCGCCGUGCUGCUGCAGCGCCAGCGUGGGCUGCACUUGCGAGGCGGGCAGAUGGCGGGCGAGCGCGGCGCGCCGCCCGAGGACGCGGCGUCGGGGUACGUGAUGGAGGUUGCGGACGAGCGCGCGGAGAUCGCCGACGUGGAGCGCAAGCGGAUGCCGCACGAGCUCGAGGUCGGCGACGUGGCGGGCGACAGCGCCGCCGACAGCAGCGAGUGCCUGGUUCACCCAGACAAGAUGGCGGCGCUCAACCUGAUGGCCGGCGACACGGUGCGUCUCAAGGGGAGGCGGUCGCGCGAGACCAUCUGCCUCGUGCGCGACGACGCUUCCGUGCCGGCCGACGCGGUUUGGGUGGCGGCGCAGGCGCGCUCCAACCUGCACGUCAAUGUGGGGGACCGAGUCAAGCUGUACGGGUGCGACUCGGUGGGCGAGGGGGCAAAGGUGACGCUGCAGCCGCUCUCGGACGCGAUGGCCGGCCUCUCCGCCGACGAGCUCCACGACCAGGUCCUCGCGCCGCACUUUGCGCCCGAGGGCGACGAGGCGGCGCCGUACCGUCCCGUGCACGAGGGGGACCGGAUCCGGGUGCGGCACGGGGCGCAGGUGGUGGAGGUGCUGGUGGUUGCGACGGAGCCGGAGCGGCGGUGCGUGGUCGCCCCCUCCACCGAGCUCGAGGUCCUCGACGAGCCGCUCGACCGCGCCGAGCUCGACGCGGAGGAGGACGAGGGCGGGUACGACGACAUCGGCGGCGUCGACAAGCAGCUCACCAAGAUCCGCGAGCUGGUGGAGCUGCCGAUGCGGCACCCGAAAGUGUUCACCAGCGUGGGCGUCAUGCCGCCGCGCGGCGUCCUCAUCCACGGCCCGCCCGGCUGCGGCAAGACCAUGAUCGCGCGCGCCGUCGCGGCCGAGACGGGCGCCGCCUGCUACCUGAUCAACGGGCCGCAGGUCAUGUCCAAGCAAGCGGGCGAGUCGGAGCAGAACCUGCGGGACGCCUUUGAAGAGGCCGAGAAGAAUGCGCCCGCCAUCAUCUUCAUCGACGAGAUCGACGCCAUCGCGCCGCGCCGCGACAAGACGCAGGGCGAGACGGAGAAGCGGCUCGUCUCGCAGCUCAUCACUCUGAUGGACAGCCUCAAGCCCUCGUCGCGCGUCGUCCUCAUGGCGGCCACCAACCGGCCCAACACCAUCGACCCGGCCCUCCGCCGCUUCGGCCGCUUCGACCUCGAGAUCAACAUUCCGGUGCCCGACGAGCAGGGCCGGCUCGACAUCCUCGCCAUCAAGUCCAAGGACCUGCGCCUCUCGCCGGAGAUCGACCUGCCCGCCCUCGCCGCCGACACGCAAGGCUACUGCGGCGCAGAUCUCUCGCAGGUCGUCUUUGAGGCGGCGAUGAUGUGCGUGCGCGAGCGCAUGCCCGAGAUCGACCUCGAGGCGGACACGCUGCCGCCCGCCCUCCUCGAGCAGCUCGUCGUGCAGCCGCGCCACGUCGAGCAGGCCCUGCCGGCCCUGUCGGUCACCAACCCGUCCACGCUGCGCGAGUCCGCCAUCGAGGUGCCAAACGUCUCGUGGAAGGACAUCGGCGGACUCGAGGGGGUGAAGCGCGAGCUGCGCGAGACGGUGCAGUACCCGGUGCAGUACGCGUCCAAGUUCGAGCACUUCGGGAUGGACCCCUCCAAGGGGGUGCUCUUCUACGGCCCGCCCGGCUGCGGCAAGACGCUGCUCGCAAAGGCGGUCGCCAACGAGUGCAAGGCCAACUUCAUCUCGGUCAAGGGGCCCGAGCUCCUCACGAUGUGGUUUGGCGAGUCGGAGGCGAACGUGCGCGAGCUCUUCGACAAGGCGCGGCAGGCGUCGCCCUGCGUCAUCUUCUUCGACGAGAUGGACUCGAUCGCUAAGGCGCGCGGCUCGGGCGGCGGCGGCGCCUCCGAGGCGGGCGACCGCGUCAUCAACCAGAUCCUGACCGAGAUCGACGGCGUCGGCGCGCGCAAGUCGGUCUUUGUGAUUGGCGCCACCAACCGGCCCGACAUCCUCGACCCCGCGAUCAUGCGCCCCGGCCGGCUGGACCAGCUCAUCUACAUCCCGAUGCCCGACUACGAGUCGCGCCUCUCCAUCCUGCGCGCGACGCUGCGCAAGGCGCGCGAGCCCACCUCGCCGCUCGCCGACGACGUCGACCUCGAGGGCCUCGCCAACUCGACCGAGCACUUCUCCGGCGCCGACCUGACCGAGAUCUGCCAGCGCGCGUGCAAGCUCGCCAUCCGGCACGAGAUUGACGAGCAGCAGGCUGCCGAGGCGGAGGCCGAGGCGGCGGGCAAGCCCCUGCCCGAGGUGCGCAGCGACGGGAUGCUCUCCGCAAAGCACUUUGCCGAGGCGAUGAAGAAUGCGCGCCGCUCCGUCUCCAAGGCCGAGCUCGCGCGCUACAACAAGUUCCGCAAGGACCAGGCCACCGACACAAAGAAGAAGGACGCGGCGCCGCUGGCGGAGGCGGCGGCGCCUGCAGAGCCGGCGGCGCCGGAGGCCAGCGACGAGGAGGCGGAGGACCUGUACGACUGAGGUGUCCGGCGGAGCGAUCGCUGCCGCUCGCAUACGGUUACCCCCGUUGGGGGUGGAAGGCUUGGAGGGCGGGGAGCAGGAGAGGGCCGUGCAUUCUGUACAGAGAGGGGCCGGACGCUUGCAGUCGCCCGGCCGGGGCACAUCUCUCAUCUGCAUCUUCCGCGUUCCGGCGCCUUGCGUGUCGUCAACUGCGGAUUCGCGUGUUCGCGCCGCGGUCGGGCACGGGGGUCGCCGUCGCGUAGAGCGACUCGCGUGUGCACAUGAGAGGAGAGCCGUAUCAAAGAGAGCGCGGGCACAUCUCUUGCGGGCGCGUGGAGGCGAUCGGUCGCGCCAAAAUCAACUGUACUGAUCUCUCUAAUAUGAAUUUAAUAUCUCAAG